UCUGCUUUCACUCGCUUCACAAUGCCUCGGUGUGUGUUCUGCUUUUUUGAUCCUCACGAUAUCGAGGAUGAAUCGGACGACGACGACGAUUCUCGGGACGGCGCACCUCCUACACUGUCUGCUCACGUGAUGCGAUCGCACCCCGACGUGGAUACAUCCUUCCUGCCCUUCUUCCAGACUGACGCCGCAUUUAGAGGUAUCGUCAAAAGAUUCACGCUAUUGGCAUCUGUUCACGAUCAGGGAGUAGAGGAUUUGCGACAAUAUUUAAUGAGUCACUUUCACGAUAUGCUCGCCAUAUUGAGAGCGCAAAGAAUACCCUUUAGGUUUUGCAUUUGUUCCGAUGUCUUAAUGGUGAAGGAAACUCGGGGGGAGAUAACCGCGCACAUAGCCCACUUUAUGGCGUUUGCUCGCGAAGUCCACAGCGACGGAGCCGUCGCGAAUACCCUGAUGGACGCGAUUCAGGAGUCCACGGGACGCGUCGAAAAUUAUCAGCGGGAAGGGAGUGGGUUCGUGUCCACCGACGUCCAAAACGUUCAAAUAUGCAUUUCUGCGGUGAAAACUAAAAAAUUCGGAUGCAAUGGGGCACUUCCCGAUCAUUUGGCUAAACGCAGGAACGUGCUGACGAAUAUUCAUUUACCAGCACAUAAGGAGGGUGAGUGUUUUAAAUACAAUACGCUCGCCCUCCUGCACCCGCAGGAAAGGAAUUCGUGGAAAAAAUGUGAAAACUAUGCCGCGGAGUACUGGUGGCCUAGUCGCUUCCCCGUUUCCUACUCUGAUCUGGACGAAUUUGAAGACAAAAACCAGAUAUCCGUGUACGUAUACGAGUACGUCGAUCAGGGAGUGCACGUGUCGCGACCUCCAAAACUCGAGUAUGAAAAGAAAAUUCACUUAUUGGCUGUAGAUGAACAUUUUUUCGGAAUCAAGUCUCUCGAGCGGUUACUGAUGAGAGACAAGAGGCGUUUCGUGUGCGAGCGUUGCACGCGCUCUUUCCUGAAGGAAGAGAGCAUGGCGAAACAUCGUCGCCUGUGCGCGGACGACGCACCACGGUGA
This is a messenger RNA of Ornithodoros turicata, 1050 nucleotides long. RefSeq lists its product as uncharacterized. Bases 22 to 1050 code for a protein of 342 amino acids. The transcript is spliced from 3 exons. Lineage: Eukaryota; Metazoa; Arthropoda; Arachnida; Ixodida; Argasidae. The record is from RefSeq and is a predicted model, not a curated record.